Messenger RNA from Aspergillus pseudotamarii, 805 nucleotides. RefSeq lists its product as uncharacterized. The record is from RefSeq and is a predicted model, not a curated record. The transcript has a single exon. NCBI's taxonomy places the organism in Eukaryota, Fungi, Ascomycota, Eurotiomycetes, Eurotiales, Aspergillaceae. The coding region runs from base 399 to 563 and encodes 54 amino acids.
CGUGUACCUUGCCAUAACGGUCCGCUAAUUACACUUUGAAAAUUUUCUCUUCUUCAUUUCCUCUAAGAGGAAUAAUGGCUCAGGGCGUGAGUACAACAGAGAAACCGCUGCCCCAUAGUGUCGCGCGGCGUUGGAGAACCAAAUCGGAUCGACAUUUAUAGCCUUUGAGCAUCGACGAUACCCUUCACGAGGUAGAGAAAUAUGGCCCCAUGGGCAAUAAACGAAAAAGAACGAGACGAGCGACCAACUUAGUUACUGGAUCAGGAGUGUCCGCUAGCAGUUCCUUUGUUCCACCGUGCUCCAUAGACAGUUUCUAGCGUGUAUCCUCAUGCAGGGUGCCAUGGAGCUGAGAGAGAGGGAGAGGGAGAGAGAAAAGUGGCGAUCUAAAUUACUGGUCGAUGAAGGUCAAUUCAAGGCAGGAUGAUGCUACGCCCGUCUAUCACGGCCAUUAUCAUCAGAAUUAUGACUAUCCUCAUACAGUCCUCCCCUGCCAGAUCCCGAGCUUUCCGUCCAGAAAGUCGACUUCACCGCUACAGUUACAGUCACUAGUUGCUCCGGCUUAACACAUUACAUGUCGACUGAACGAUUGAACCACAUCCAGUACGGGUGAAUCUUCCAGAAAAGAAUGGCUAAUGCAUCUUAUUCGACCCCAUGCAAUGUUGCUGACCGCUUCUCUUCAAUGCAUUCCAAUUGUUGAACGGAUGGCCGCCGCUGGCUUCUAUUAUUGCUCUCUCAUUACUCUUACCCUUCUGAACCAGUCUAAAAAAAUUUUUACGCUAGUAUGAUGGAUAAAUGGUGACUUUUU